AUGCAUCGUUUCCCGUCGAUGUCUUCCAUUAGAUCGGCUGUUAGGAGUCGUAACAGUAAUCGAUGUUCAAUGUCAACUAAGCCUCAUAAAUCUCUACGUACCAUAGAUGAGAUGCCACAUAAGAAAUCAUUACCAAUCAUAGGAACAAAAUUUGACUUAUUUUCUGCAGGUGGAGGAAAAAACUUACACAAAUAUAUCGACAUGCGUCACAAGCAAUUAGGACCUAUAUUCUACGAGAGAUUAACAGGAAAGACAAAACUUGUCUUUAUCAGCGACCCAACUCACAUGAAAAGUUUAUUCUUAAAUUUAGAAGGAAAAUAUCCGGCACAUAUUCUACCAGAACCGUGGGUACUAUAUGAAAAAUUAUACGGAUCAAAAAGAGGACUUUUCUUUAUGGACGGAGAGGAUUGGUUGAUUAAUCGACGAAUUAUGAACAAACAUCUACUCAGAGAAGAUUCAGAUGUAUGGUUACGAGCUCCUAUAAGAACAGCUGUGUUUCACUUUAUAUGUAACUGGAAACUUAGAGCUCAAAGUGGCAACUUCUCUCCUAACUUGGAAUCUGAGUUUUAUAGAUUUUCCACUGACGUUAUUUUAGCAGUUCUUCAGGGGAAUAGUGCACUAUUAAAGCCCACGCCAGAAUACGAGAUGUUAUUGUUACUGUUUUCUGAGGCUGUCAAGAAAAUAUUCUCAACGACUACAAAAUUAUAUGCUUUACCCGUAGAAUUCUGCCAACGAUGGAAUUUAAAAGUGUGGAGAAAUUUCAAACAAUCCGUUGAUGAUUCCAUCUCUAUCGCUCAGAAAAUUGUAUACGAAAUGUUGCACACAAAAGACGCUGGUGACGGUUUGGUAAAAAGACUAAAGGAUGAAAAUAUGUCUGAUGAAUUAAUAACAAGAAUUGUUGCUGACUUUGUCAUCGCCGCUGGAGAUACGACAGCUUAUACAUCACUUUGGAUAUUAUUUUUACUUUCAAAUAAUACUGAAAUCUUAACUGAAAUGAACGACAACGACCAAUACGUGAAAAAUGUUGUUAAAGAGGCAAUGAGAUUAUAUCCUGUAGCACCAUUUCUUACAAGAAUUUUACCCAAACAAUGUGUUUUGGGACCUUAUUUGCUCGAGGAAGGGACUCCAGUAAUAGCUUCAAUCUAUACAUCGGGUCGAGACGAACAAAAUUUUAGCAAAGCAGACCAAUUUUUGCCUUAUCGAUGGGACAGGAACGAUCAACGAAAGAAGGAUUUAGUAAAUCAUGUACCAUCUGCCACACUGCCAUUUGCCUUCGGCGCCAGAUCAUGUAUCGGUAAAAAGAUGGCUAUGCUACAAAUGACAGAAUUAAUCAGUCAGAUUGUGAAAAAUUUUGACCUGAAAUCUAUGAACAAUUCUGAUGUGGAUGCUGUAACUUCACAGGUGUUAGUGCCGAACAAAGACAUCAAAUUUACUAUUAGAAAGCCAAAAAUAGACCAGAAUUCGCAAAGGCACAUACAAGCUGAAAAGUAA
This is a messenger RNA of Bombyx mandarina (wild silkworm), 1491 nucleotides long. It is a transcript of the gene sad, whose product is annotated as Cytochrome P450 family protein sad. NCBI's taxonomy places the organism in Eukaryota, Metazoa, Arthropoda, Insecta, Lepidoptera, Bombycidae. Gene Ontology annotation, molecular function: oxidoreductase activity, acting on paired donors, with incorporation or reduction of molecular oxygen; iron ion binding; heme binding. The record is from RefSeq and is a predicted model, not a curated record.